AUGGCAGCAAGCGCGGGAAACUUCUCUUGGGCAGGCAACAGCAAAAGAGUUACAGCCGAUGCAGCUGGGGUCACCUUACCCCACCCUCUUUCCAACCUCAAUCUUCUAGAUCCAUCAGCUCUAUCUCAGCUCGACGAUGAUGUUCUUACGCAGGAGAUCAAGAGGCGUAAACUGCUAGCUAAGGAGGCUGCAAUCAAGAAAGGAGCUGUCAACACCUUUCACGGUGUUCAGGAAGCUGCUCAGGCAGCGCCUCCAGUCCGUCGGGGAGGCCGGCAGAGCAAACGUGGCGGAGCAGGGCGCGGUCGUGCUAACUCUUCGAAUGGCAAAAUUCCCGCUGGUGCAACCUCCGCUGCCCCUGAUUCCGCCGGCGAACCCUCCCCUGCCGAUACUGGAGUCGCGAUCUCGCCUACACUGGCUCUCGCAUCUGAGGAUCUCAAUAACGCCGCUGGUGGCGUUGCCUGCAGUGCACCCGAAGCCGCUCCUCUCACUGGCGGCGUAGGCUGCAGUGCACGUGAGGCCGCUCCUCUCGCUGGCGGCAUAGGCUGCAGUGCUCGUGAGGCCGCUCCUCUCGCUGGCGGCGUAGGCUGCAGUUCUCGUGAGGCCGCUCCUCUCGCUGGCGGCCUAGUCUGCAGUGCACGUGAGGCCGCUACCCGAGCUCUCCCUGCACCCGCCUCUGCUGCCGGGGUGUACGCUCCGGGUCCGAUGAUGACAGCAGUCCUGGAGGCCGCUGAGGAGGGAGGCGCGAUUCCGUUCGGCGAUUUCGGCAUUGAGGCUGGUAGCGAUGACGACGAGCUCAACGAUGACGAUGCGGAUGAUGCUGUCGGUGCUCAAGCGGGAACUGAUGCAGAGUUGCGCGAAGCGGAGGUUCGCGCAGCGGAGUUGUGCGCAUCGGAGAUGCGCGCAGCGGAGCUUCGCGCCGCGGAGCUUCGCGCAUCGGAGUUGCGCGCAGCAGAGGCGCGGGCAGCGGAGUUGCGCUCAGCGGAGUUGCGCGCAGCGGAGGUUUGCCAGACGGAUAAGGCAACACCCACGUCGCAUCAGAAUGAAACGGCAGCUCCCGCAAGGCGUGAACGGUCGCAAGCUCAGCUGCAGGAGGCAAGGACCAAGAUCAAGACGGUGGAGGCUGAACGUGACCGUCUGAAAGUGCAGCUGGAGUCGAUGCAGCGACAGCUUUCCGUGGAAGUCGCUGGAACGAGCACGGACGUGGGUGCGGUUCGGGACCCUUCUGACCCACAUGUCCGAAUGGAGAACGUCCGUAAGGACGGUGCCUUAAACCCGAUCAUUCUGUCAUCGCUCAGCAGCGAUGAUGCGUUCGAUGAAAUGGUGGGUAAAACCUUCGCCUGGCUCAUCACCCUUGCCCCUGCAGGAGACAUGGAGUUCUAUCCACUGUGGGAAGAAUUCCAGCCGCAUUUGGUGCGCAAGUACAUAGCUGAGGGGACCACGCAAGAUGAGUACUACCUCUUCAUGGGCGGGAACAGCAAGCGCAUUGAACGGGCGCUGAAGGUGAUCGGCUGCAAACGUGCGAACAUGAACAAGCCGAUCAAGCUCUGGGCGUGGGGUGCUGGUGGCGUCAUUGACAAGGAAAAGUGGUUCCUCUUGAAGGUUGGUGGCAUCAUUCCAACACAGGCGCGUGAUGAGAAGGAGUGGGUCGAGAAGUUUAAACAUCGUGAGUAUUCUGUUCGGUUGAAACCUUAA
This is a messenger RNA of Closterium sp. Naga37s-1, 1692 nucleotides long. NCBI's taxonomy places the organism in Eukaryota, Viridiplantae, Streptophyta, Zygnematophyceae, Desmidiales, Closteriaceae. The record is from the annotation of a GenBank genome assembly.